This is a messenger RNA of Colletotrichum spaethianum, 1791 nucleotides long. RefSeq names its product FAD-linked oxidoreductase ZEB1. The coding region runs from base 1 to 1791 and encodes 596 amino acids. NCBI's taxonomy places the organism in Eukaryota, Fungi, Ascomycota, Sordariomycetes, Glomerellales, Glomerellaceae. The record is from RefSeq and is a predicted model, not a curated record. Gene Ontology annotation, molecular function: oxidoreductase activity; FAD binding. The transcript is spliced from 4 exons.
AUGGCGCGCACUUCGCUUGCCAAUCUGUUUCUUGUGGCAUGUCUUUCUCUCCUCGCCACUGCUGUUUCGACAAACAAGCUUGUUCCUUAUCAAGAGAACGGCAAGAAGUACCAGUGCAAAUGCUCGCCGGCAGAUGAUUGCUGGCCAAAGGCCAACGCUUGGGAUAAGCUCAACAAGACCGUGGGAGGGAACCUCGUUAGGCAUAUCCCGCCAGCAGCCGUCUGCUACAAUCAGUAUCGCGGAAUAGCAACAUAUGAUGCCGCUAAAUGUGCUGAGGCAACUGCAAAAUGGACGGACGAGAGGUGGCAAAUUUCUCAACCAGCAUCUCAACUCUGGACAUGGGGAAGCAACAACACCUGCGAACUCACCACUGAUCCCACGAAAACCUGUACUCUUGGCAACUAUCCUGAGUUCGUCAUUAUAGCCAGGACGAAGGAUCAUGUCAAAGCUGGUGUCAACUUUGCAAAGUCAAACAACCUGCGAUUAGUCAUUCGCAACACGGGCCACGACUUCGAAGGCCGAAGUGCAGGCGCCGGAUCAUUGGCUAUCAACACACACAACUUCAAGGACAUCUCCUUUGUUGACAAGUACGGAGGCCCAGGGGACUACAAUGGCCCUGCAAUCACCAUCGGGGCUGGUGUCCAGGGCUUUGAAAUCUCUGCUGCAGCGCGUGCCCGCAACCCGCCUCAGAAUGUGGUCACUGGCGAGUGCGAGACUGUGGGAGUCGCGGGAGGCUACAUCGGUGGCGGCGGCCACGGGCCCCUGAGCGGCAACUAUGGUUUUGGUGCAGACCAAGCACUCUCUUUCGAGGUUCUCACUGCAUCCGGCGGCUUCAUCACUGCGAACUCCAAGUCCAACCCCGAUCUGUACUAUGCGCUCAAGGGUGGCGGCCCCGGCAACUACGCAGUUGUCUUGUCUGUUACCCUCAAGACAUACCCUGACACCAUUCCCGGUGCAGCACUAUAUCUGAACGUCAACGGCACCACAGGCGCAAACUUUGAUCAGGUCACAAAAGCUGUCAACAAGCUCCACGAGCUCGGAAACUACCUGGUCGACAACGGGCUUUACGGCAUCUACGAGUUAUACCCAGCGGUGAUUGGGGGGGCGUUGCACGUACAACCUAUUAUGGGUAUGAACAAGACCGCCAGAGAACUGACUGCCAUUGUACAGCCACUUCUGUCCUACCUCGACGCUGAAAAAAUACCUUACGAUUUUGGCGUCAAAGAGUACCCCGACUACUACACCCUCUUCCACGACAUCUUCGAACCAGAGGCUGCAGCUCAAAACGGUUUGACGGGCGGCUGGGUUUUCACGCAUGAGGACAUGGCGAACAACCAACCCGCCAUCGCCGCAGCAAUCCAACUGGCUCUGGCCCCGGCACCGAACCAGUUCGGCAUCGUCAUCAGCCACUUCUUCGAUCCGGGCAACAAGGUAAAGAAGGCCGAGAGCGCGACGCACCCGAGAUGGAGGGGAGCUACGAUGCGAACAAUGGCCAUCUUACCACAGGCGCUCGAUGCGACCUGGGCUACGAAGCUGGCACUCAACGAUCUCAUGGCCAACACCAUCACCGAGAAGUUCAAGCAAGCCGGACCCAAUGGACUCGCCUACGUAAACGAGAAUUAUGCCUUUAUGAACAAUUGGCAAGACGCCUUUUGGGGACCAAUCUACCCUAAGCUCGUCGCCACCAAAAAGAAGUGGGAUCCCAACAGUGUCUUCUUCUCGUGGUCCACUCCCGGAAGCGAGGAAUGGAGUGUUGUUGACUACGCCAACCGACUUUGUAAAGCGAAAUGA